GAUUGUAGGAGAGGCUCAGCUUGCAUGUGUAGAGGGAAAGAUGGCCAUAUAAACAACACAGCUCUCUAAGGAAAAGACACACAGGUAAUGGAGCACAGAAGCACAGCAAAGCAUGUUUUGGUAACAGGUUCUCCAGGUGUUGGAAAGACUACCUUGAUACGCAAGGUUGUUGAGAAGUUGAAACAAGAAUUGUCUUUUCCUAUUAAUGGAUUUUACACAGUAGAAGUUAGAAAACAAAAAAUCAGAGGAGGCUUUGAUGUUGUAUCAUUGGGAUCAGCUAAGCAUGGAGUUUUGGCAAGAAAGAGUGACAUGACCUCUUUUGCGACAAAAAGAAGAAUGCCUAUGGUUGGCCAAUAUUGUGUUGACAUAAAAUCUUUUGAGGAGAUUGCAUUGCCAACACUUCAAGGAUUAGAAUCAGCCGGUCAAAUUCUAGUUAUUGACGAAAUAGGGAAAAUGGAGCUGUUUAGCGACAAGUUUGUGGCUCUGGUACGAAAGGUUUUCGAAACGGAAAACACCAUUAUUGUAUCAACAGUCCCAGUCUCUAAAGGAAAGCCAAUAAAGCUGGUAGAUGAUCUAAGAGCGAGGGCAGAUUGCAGCCUCGUAACGGUAACGAAAGAAAAUCGAGAAAGUCUUGUGAGUGACGUGGUAGACCUGCUCGUCUGUUCAUACAAAGCGUACAUUUCAGGAAAGGUUGUUCAAAAGCCCAAGCAUUAAAAGCCAAAGUUCUUGGAGCUGUUUGAUGUUGCUACAACAAGAAUUUUGGAUGUAUCUUAUAAUAAUGUCAAUUUGAAUAAGUAACCACGUUGAACUACAAGUAACUUCAAGUUACAUCUCCCGGGGGGGGGGGGGCGCUAACUUCCACAUACACUGUACGGGAUGUGCCAUUUUUUUGGUUACCUUCUUAAAAGUAGAAAAUAAAUUUUAGGGUAACGAUUUAAUCGGUAAAAUCAAACGUGGUUUUAAAUUUUGGGAUUUAUUUUUAGCAUGACCUUAAAUUUUGAGGUAUCAUUUUUGAAAGAAAGGUAAUAUGUUUUCAUUUACUUGAUUGAAUUGUUGAAAUGUUACCUCAAUAUGGGCCUGCAUUAAAGCAAGGGUAUGCAUUGCAUGCGGUAUCUAUAUUUUGGGGUAUAUUUCUAGAAAAUUUAUAAAUUUUGGGGUAUUUUUCAUAUUUCCAAAUGGCACAACCCCAUCCUCUGUCUUUGGAGUUACCCCCAAGGUUACACUCUACAGUUCAGGCAAAUACGGAUUCCACAGAAGUAACAUUAGUAUGAAAAAAGACUUUUAAUUGCGGUAUUCAGAAUAAUCCAAUGUUACUAAAAAUUUUCAGGCAGCUUAAAAACUAUUUCAAAUUUUUUUGAUAUUUUUGCAUGUUUUGUCAUGCUUGCUGUCUACAGGGAUAACAUUUCAAACAAAGCAGAGCACCAAUCUGACGAAGUUUCAAAAGAUGAAGAUAUCAACUUACAAACAAAGAUUCCAUGACUAUUCUGGGUUCUAUGUCACUCGAUUCAAUGAAGAAAGACUGCUGUUUUCUUUCUCUGCCACGCUCUCUUCCUUGCAAUCGAGAGCCAAAAUUUUUCGCUGAAAGUUGUUUGCUGGAGCUAAAAACUGAUAAUUAGGAAAUUAAAAAGAGAUUUGUUACGAAAAAUUAGAAGCUGUGUAACUCUCUUUAAUAGAAUAAACCACGAAUAAAAUUUUUUUUAGAUAUUGUUGUUGUGUUAAAAGAAAAUGUUUAGAAAUAUUUCCAAAGAAUACUAUUUUGUAUUGUCGAUAUGUGUAGUUAAUUAGGGUAAGAAUUUGUAACAGAUAAAGCUCAUAGAAGCACAAUAGAAAAUAUCAAAAUAAGAUGCUCGAAAUUGUGAAAUAUAUACACCAUAUAUCAAUUAGUUAGUUACCGUAAGCCUCGGUGGGCUUAUUUCACAAAAGUUACUUUAGGGUAGAGGUUUAUGCGAGGGGAGCUUAUCCAAAGGUGGGGGGCUUAUUUAUGGACUUAUGGUACAUUUGAUAAUUGAGUUUAAUAGUUGCUUUGUAAGGUUUAGAUAGAGAAGUCUGAAGAGAAGGCUGGCAUUGAAAUCUGAAAAUGCGUUUCCUUGUUGUAGGUUUACCUUGCAAAUAAAAGAUUUUGCAUUGUUGUAGUGUGGAUAAGAAAACAGUUUUAGCUUGCCACCGAACUUUCAUACCGUAAAUUCUCGAAUUGGCCCCCUCCUCGAAAAAGCCCCCCCCCCGCGACCAAGCCCCCACCUUAGAACUAAAAGUUUUCAAUAAGCCCCCCCCCCUCGAAUAUGCCCCCGCUGCUACCGUAAAUUCUCCAAUUGGACCCCUCAAUUUGAUGAU
Messenger RNA from Rhopilema esculentum, 2331 nucleotides. Its product is annotated as cancer-related nucleoside-triphosphatase homolog. Lineage: Eukaryota; Metazoa; Cnidaria; Scyphozoa; Rhizostomeae; Rhizostomatidae. The record is from RefSeq and is a predicted model, not a curated record. Gene Ontology annotation, molecular function: ATP hydrolysis activity.